Stylophora pistillata is the source of this 726-nucleotide messenger RNA. RefSeq names its product trace amine-associated receptor 2-like. Gene Ontology annotation, biological process: G protein-coupled receptor signaling pathway. Lineage: Eukaryota; Metazoa; Cnidaria; Anthozoa; Scleractinia; Pocilloporidae. The record is from RefSeq and is a predicted model, not a curated record. Gene Ontology annotation, cellular component: membrane. Gene Ontology annotation, molecular function: G protein-coupled receptor activity.
AUGGAGAGUAAUAGCUCCGAACAAGAAAAUUUCUGUUUUCAUCUUGGUGAUCCAUCCUUCCAUAAAACUCAUGAACGGUUUACAGUCAAUCUUGCUACAGCCAUCAUUAACACUGUUACAGCUCCAGUCGGCGUUAUUGCAAAUUUACUGAUUGUCACCGCCAUCUUCAGCUGUCCUCGUCUACGAAUUCCCUCCAAUCUGUUGGUAGCGUCUCUAGCGCUUUCUGAUGUAUUCGUAGCUUUAACAGUCCAGCCUGGGUAUAUCACAUACAGGUUAAUGGAAAACCAGCGUCGAUUAGUUCCUUGUUUUGUGAGAAUAGUUUAUAAUUCGGCUUUUUUCAUUUGCUUUGGAGUAUCUUUUAUGACUUUGAGCGCUGUCAGCUAUGAGCGCUUUGUGGCUGUUCGACUGCGUGCUAGAUACAACGAGUUCUUUUCUUCAACGCGUGUAAUUAGAUACGCCCUGAUCAUAUGGACUGUGAACGUUUUGUUAACUUCUCUAAAAUGGACUGCUAUUGAAUCCGUAAUCAAAAGUAUCCAUCUGACGGUUUGGUCAAUUUGCCUUCUUGUUUCUGUAGCAACGCAGAUUGGUGUACUUUAUGUUGUGCGGAAACAACGCGGACAUCGUUAUGAGGUAGACGACAAUUACGGAGAUGAGAAAUGUAAUUUGAAAAUCAACGGAGAAGUGAAAGAUGACAACAUUGCAUUGCAUGUUAUCAUGUUGGAGUGA